AGUUGCUGAUCAAGCUCACCCGCUCAAAGCACUGCCGCAUCCGUAAUCAUUUGACCUGCUUCCACUGUCUCACUCUACGGAGAGCCGUCUACUACCCCUUGAAACUCGUCCAGCUUCGCUGCGUUCAGAUUUAUAUUGGUAUUACACUAGGACGGAAGAAAUCAUACGACCACAACGACCAUAAUGUUCAAGAGUGCAGCCACGAAGAUUGCUCAUAAUUCCACCCUGCCUUCACUAGCUGGUAACUAUGACCUCAAACCCCUGCAAGACCUCAUCAAUGCAGAAAAAGUUGUUCUAAUAUCAUUGCAGAAAAUGAGCGUCGAUUUCGCCAGAGCAGCAGAUGCGCUACGUGCAUGGGGAAUGGGAGAGGGGGAAGAUUUUGGGGACACCCUCAGCGCUUCCACAAACCUUCUCAACUAUUUUUCCAAUGCACUCUCGCAAUUUGCCACGCAUGAACAUACUAUUCGGGAACACAUGAAAGCAAUACGUACCCGCGAGGAGAAUCUCGAUGAACUCAAACGACGGAGAAGAGCUUUAGUCAGCAAAGCCGAUACUGCGGAGAAGAAAUUGAGCAAGAUGAGUCCGGAACAUAAGAAUCUGCAUGCGCAGAUGGAUACGUUAAACCGGCUAAGGGAUGAGAUUCGGACAAUGGACUCUGAGAUCAUGUCAGAAGAAGCGGCAUUGGGCGAUUUCAAGAGAUCCGAGAUGAGGACGUUACUAGGUCUCAAAUUUGGUGGUCUGUUGGAGUGCUGCGAAAAGGGGACCAUCGCUGGGGAGUUUGGGAAGCUCGUCGUAAUGGAAAUUCCGAAUGAGGUUACACAACCGGGCAUGGCUCGCUCUAUGUAUGUUGGUCAUCAGAAAGUGUACAGCCUCCUACAGGAUGCUCAGCAAUGUGUAUCCGAAAUUGCGUUCUCCACCGUACCGUCGUCAGAGCCUCGUCUUCCUCGACCUCCCAACCCUGAAUACGAAAGCCACCAGCAAAGUGACAGCUUUGAUAAUGAUCCACCCUAUCCACCUCAUUUGCAGGGAAGCGAUAGUUUCAGUGGAGGACCCGAAACCUAUUUCUCCGCUCCACAAGACACGGGGACGGGUCAUUUCAUGGAUCCAUCGGACAUGUCCUCCAUGACCGGUCGCUCUUCAGUACCGAAUAGUCCCGUUAUGCCUCCGAAUCUUUCAUAUCCUCCCGCGCCUCCUCAAAACCAGCUUGUGACGGAACAGGUCUCUAGCAGUGCCGACGAUUUCGGCGUUGGUCACUCAACUAUCUCUUCUCCGCCUACUGGCGGUCGCUUUGCUACUUUCCCAGUCAAAGCCAACGCACCUCCUGUUGGGUAUCAGUUACGUGAUGCCCCACCCAAGUUACGGACUUCACCGUCCCGUGAGGAUGAUUCGUUCUCAUCUUCAAUCGAAGCUGCUCUCAACAAUACUAGUGGAAAUGGGCGGUCUAGCAUUGAUGGUCCACCUCCUUCCUAUACUACUCACCAAUCGCAUCCAAGUAAUGCUCCGUCAAACGGACCUUCUUCGGGGGUGAUGUCACCGGCGCAACUGGAGAGCCAUUGGCAAGACGCACGGUCACCGAUGGUUAUAGGUGCUGGCGGACACGAGAGAGGUGGAGCGAUACAGGAAGAGGAAUCGGACGAAGGCGGCCUAGCUUAUGACCGACUUGACGACGAACCAAUACCUGCACCACAUGGGAGAAAUGAAAACGAUACACAUAAACACGUAAGAUUUGGAGAUAUCAGUGAUGUCGAGGAAGAAAUUCAGAAACGCCAGGAACAAGAAAGAAGCCCGUCGUCGGGAACUGGUAGUUUAGGGGAGAGAGGGACCAAACCCUCUUCGAGGAGGGUUCCACCUCCAACUUUUUCAACAGAAGGUGACGAGAAAGAGUUGAAUGCCGCUGCUGCCAGAGAGAUUAGUCGAGAGUUGGACGCGCUGAAAUUUAGCGUUGAUAGUGGUACGCCGUAUGGAGGAGACAGCUCGCCUACUACACCUCGUGCGAGGAACGACUCCUUCCCCGCGAACGCUACAGAUGGAGAGGUUAUUUCCCCUCUUGUUCCACCUGUAGCACCGUUUGCGCAACGUGGGCCAUCGCCAAGGCCUGAAACAGUGCCAUCUUCCUCUCCUACUGCUCCCCCACCGACCGCGAUAGCUCACCAAUCGCCUCUGGGUAACGUGCAGCCCGUUACAAACCAAGACUAUGAAUUUGAUCAUCCGACAUCAUCUGUUUCGGACACCCGCGAACCAUCUUCCCCCAGUAGCCCUAUCUCUCCCAAAUCACCAAUAUCCUCAAUGUCCAAGCCAACUAUGAACGUUCCUACUUUUGAACACCGGUCGAAUUCGUCCGUGUCUUCUCUGAGAGGUGGUGGUGGCAGUUCACCGUAUCAGACACCGCCCGAAUACCCGAUCCCAAGAUCCCCACUCGGAACUCGAUCGACCUCCUCGUUGGUAGGUGAAAAACCCGAUCGAAGUCCCGGUGGAACCCCAGCCCCUCCACCUCCGGGUGUACGCACGAUAUCGGCAGCUGCAUUUAGAAGGCAACCUGUGCGAGGUGGGACAGGGAGUGGUGGUGACGCGGGGCCCGGCGCUAUCGGAGGUGGGGGAUCGGGAAUACCAGAGACGACUCCGUUACAUUUGAAGAAACGAUUACCACUACCUUCUUCUCCCUAUCCUUCUCAACGUGCACAGGUAGGGGGAGGCAGAGACCGGGCCGAUUCUGAACCGUUCAAUGAUCGUGGGCCUAACAGCGGAACUCAAGCCCAAAGUCGAGGUCGAGGUCAGAGUUUUACCGGUGCUGGUAAUCCCGAUGAGGAGGACCAAUAUGAUUACGAUUAUCUUUCGGCGUAUACAGGUGCAGAAACACCUUCUUCUACUCAGGCCCCUGGAAGUCCUUUGAAGGGUGACUUUGGGAGUUUGGGGCACGUGAGGGUGGUCAAUGACGGCAGCUCAUUACCUCCGGGUGCAGGACCCCCGGUGCCUGGGGGGUACGGAGAUGGGAGGUUUGCGACGAAUUUGGAGAAUGAGUCGUUGAGAUGAGGUGAAAAGUAACAGGACUCGAUUUGAUGAACUAACAUAUAUGUUGAUUUACUCUUCCUUUGAACGUAUUUGUGUCAGUCGAUAGCGUGA
Molecule: messenger RNA, 3120 nt
Organism: Marasmius oreades (fairy-ring Marasmius)
Lineage: Eukaryota; Fungi; Basidiomycota; Agaricomycetes; Agaricales; Marasmiaceae
Exons: 5
Coding region: 184-3030 (948 amino acids)
Biological process (GO): eisosome assembly; endocytosis; negative regulation of protein kinase activity
Cellular component (GO): eisosome filament; plasma membrane
Molecular function (GO): lipid binding
Source: RefSeq, a predicted model, not a curated record